Messenger RNA from Lathyrus sativus (Indian pea), 261 nucleotides. The record is from the annotation of a GenBank genome assembly. Lineage: Eukaryota; Viridiplantae; Streptophyta; Magnoliopsida; Fabales; Fabaceae.
AUGAAUGUAGAAGAAGAGGUUGAAAAGCUCAGAGAAGAAAUCAAGAGGCUUGGAGAGGUUCAAACAGAUGGUUCUUACAAGGUUACAUUCGGAACACUCUUUCAUGAUGAUCGAUGCGCAAAUAUUUUUGAAGCGCUUGUUGGCACGCUAAGAGCAGCCAAAAAGCGGAAGGUAGUUGCAUAUGAGGGUGAGCUACUGUUGCAGGGAGUCCAUGAUAAUGUGGUAAUCACUCUUAAUCCUUCCCCUGCUGCUGUCAACUGA